Messenger RNA from Folsomia candida, 6963 nucleotides. RefSeq names its product zinc finger protein 80. Bases 1658 to 2869 code for a protein of 403 amino acids. NCBI's taxonomy places the organism in Eukaryota, Metazoa, Arthropoda, Collembola, Entomobryomorpha, Isotomidae. Gene Ontology annotation, cellular component: nucleus. Gene Ontology annotation, biological process: regulation of transcription by RNA polymerase II. The record is from RefSeq and is a predicted model, not a curated record. Gene Ontology annotation, molecular function: DNA-binding transcription factor activity, RNA polymerase II-specific; RNA polymerase II transcription regulatory region sequence-specific DNA binding. The transcript has 13 exons.
GUCUUUUACCCUGGCUGAAGAGUAGAAUUGUGAGCAGCGGAGUGAAGCAGAAUACAUAAUAUCGUGUCAAUAUUAUUAUUGCCAAUCUACUCUGCAGCUGUUUUUUUCUGGGCAAGAAUUAUCUGUUUCUGAGGGAAUCAAUUUUAGUAAUUAUUAUUCCGUCAUGGUGGCUGAGUUAGUUAAUGAAUUAUUAAAACGUGUCACCUCUUUGGAAGAAAUGGUGGCAGAGAUGGCAAAAUGGACACACUUCCCAAUACCAGAAAAAUUUACACUAAACGACUCUACAAUGGUUACCCGUCAGAAUGUGAAAUCCUUCGGAAUGCAUUCCAGAAUUUGGAGACUCGACAAUUUCCAAAAAUAAUAGAGAAUUAGAGAUCGAAUAUGGGAUUAAAAUUGAAGCUGACAUGGAUGAAGGCGUAAUUUCACCUCUGGAAGCAAUCGAUGGAGAAAGUGCUCACUGUUCCGUAGCUCUGGAAGAUAUUUCGGAUUAUUCAAAAGUUUUCGGUCCAGCGACCCCAAAGGUGACACCUCCCUCAAAUCCUCCCACGCUGGUCUUAACGGGCGGCCCAGUACGAGACAAGGGGACAUUUCAAGGAAAGAGACCUCGCCAGGGAAGCGCGGGCAAUGUGGGAUCGUCUUCAAAAAGUACAAUUGAACUUGGCCGUCGUCACAAAGACAGGAUCCGUUUGACGUGUUCCCACUGCCCGCUAUCUUUUCGCGAUAAAUGUGGCCUCGAUUCUCACAUGGUGACGAAACAUUCUGAUAGAACUGGUAAAAGUAACGUAAAGGUUAAAAGUAAUGUAAUUUUUGUUCGUCGUUGUUUUUAUUGUCCUCGAACAUUUUCUGGGAACAAAGAUCGCAUAGCCCAUUGGCUGGCGGAUCAUCGUGAUUUUACAAAAUUUGUAGACGGAUAUAUGUUUCACAUUUGUCCCAUUUGUAAGAAAGAGUAUAAUAGUAGUAAAUUUAGCCGUCACUUUAAAGAAGUUCAUAAUGGUGUUUGUCUUCUUGAAUAAAUUUUAUGAGGAUUUUUAUUUGCGUACGAUAUCGGAUUGGUUGAAUUUAACGAAUAAAAUCUAUCUCUUUAAUAAAUAUUGUACGUUGUGUAUCCAGGAAAUAAUUUCCUGCUGUGAAAUCUUUAAAUAGUCAUGUGUUAUUACAUUGGAAAAUUCCCUUCAUUCAUACAUCUCUAUUUUUAGGAGACGGUCAUAAAAUUUUUACUUUAAGGUUUCGACACAUGAGCGUUUUUUUAUUUAAAAUUGGCACUUAUGCAGCUAACAUCCUAUAUUUUUAUUUUUUUUUACAUAUGAAUAAAUACAUCCGGCUAGUAGACGCAAAUUGGGAAAAGAGUGUUCGUAAAUCAGAACAGAUUGGGAAGCUUACUUUUUGCGAGUAGUAUAAUUCAAUCUUUUUUGAGAAUCAUGAGAUAAGAAUGCAGUUAUUUAUACGCAGGCUGAAGAGUUUCACCUUUCCCAAGAGAAUAUGAGCAGCGGAGUGAAGCAGAAUCCGUGUCGUGUCAAUAUUAUUAUUGUCAAAUUCUGCAGCUGUAUUUUCUUCUGGGUAGGAAUUAAUUCAUGGGAAUUAUUUUAGAAAUUAUUAAUCCGCCUUGGUGGCUGAAUUAGUGAACGAAUUGCUGAAACGUGUCACCUCUCUGGAAGGAAUGGUAGCGGAGUUAGCGAAAUGGACACACUUUCCACCACCACAAAAACCCACAUCACACGACUUGCCAGAGGUUAGUAGUCAGAACGUGAAAUCCUCGGAGCAAUACGUCUUAGAAAUUGAGGAAGAUUCCACAAUUUCGCAAGAUAAUGGUGAAUUAGAGAUCGAAUAUGGGAUUAAAAUUGAAGCUGACGAGGACGAAGGAGUAAUUCCACACGAUAUAAUUUCACCUUUGGAAGCCAUCGAUGGAGAAAGUGCUCACUUUUCUGCCGCACUCGCAGAUAUUUCGGAUUAUUCAAAAUUUUACGAUGCACCGACCACCAGCCACCAGGAACAAUUUGACCAUCAGUCACAGGUGACACUUCCGACAAAUCCUCCUCCACAAUGCCAAAUCUUGACUGGCGGCCCUAUCCGAGAAAAUGGAAAGGAGGCUUUUGCAAGGAAAAGAUCUCAUGCCGAGGUGGAGGACGACGACGGGGAAACGGGCGAUAAUUCAGGUCCUGUCAAGGAAUCGCAAGCGCCGGACAAUAACGGGAGUGUUACCGCCGCAGAAAAAUUGUCUGAUUUUACGUGCCCCAACUGCGGGAAGAAAUUCGUCAUAAAGGGUGAUGCGAGGAGUAACAUCAAUGCGGUAAUCCAUGUCAAUGCAUGCCACAGGCAUGCCUGCAAUCUCUGCGACAAGCGGUUCAGGUUCAUAUAUAUUUUGGACAAGCAUCUCAUCGAUGUGCACGGUUGCGAGGGGAAACUUGAACUUGAUAAGCGGGAUGAAAAGUUGUGUCGAAAGGAAGAAAUCGGCCGUCAGCGCAAGGAAGCGUGUCCCUUUAAAUGUGAUCACUGCCCACAAACUUUCCCCGACAAUUGUGCCCAGCUCUCUCACAUGGUGUCGACCCAUCCUGAAGUUUCCUACCCGUGCAAGAUCUGUGGUAAAACGUUCCGCUUUGACAGCAUGCGAAAUCAACACGAGAAGUCGCACGCGAAAUUUGAGUGCAAAAUGUGCAAAAAAUGCUUUGCCACAAUGCGUAAAUUGAAGGAUCAUGUGGAAAGACAUGAGGCUGCCGAAUUUAACAAGAAUAGAGAGAAAUCGCACGAGUGUGAAUUUUGUGGUAGGAAAUAUUUCUUGAAGGAAAGUUUAGAUUUCCAUGUCGAAUCGAAACAUGGGAAGUUAGGGAUGUUUGUUCUGAAAUGGAGAAGAGAAGAAUUGUGUAAUUUCUGAUUCGUUGCAGAUUUUAAUUUUCUUUAGUGAAUAAUUAGAUUGAAGGUUAAAGUUUUCAACUAGCAAUAAUCGCAACUCGGUAAAACCUCAUCGUUUACGAUACUGCCACUGCGCAAAGAUGGUUUCUCUAACCUUGGUAGUUAGUUGGGGGAUCCGAACUAUUAUAGCUACUGAGGUGAAACCCUGAGUUACUACAGCCACGGUAUACUGUAUAGAUAGGGAGUCUGCAAUAAGCAAUAACUUGCUAACGCAGCUGGGCUGACUCUGUCAAACCACCCUACAAAGUACAUACAUACAUACAUAGAUUGAAGGUUAAAAUUAGGUAAAAAAGCUGUCUGUGGAUUGAAUCUACUUUAAGAAUAUAGAAAUCAAUAAUUUAUUGUUUGCACUGGUAAAUAAAAAUGAGGUAUUAUUUGUGUAUUUAGAUAUUUUAAAUUAUGGGAUUUUUUUAUUUAUUAUUAUUGCGGGUGAAGUUUUGCAUUUUAGUUGAGUAAAAUCACAACCGAGUUGGAAAUAAUGCCACAUCGAUAAUUGAGAUUCAUGCAAUUACGAAUUCCUGAUAGGAGUUAAUUUGUAACUUGGCCGAUUUUUAGCAUGAAUCUGAAUAUUAGAAUGCACAGCGCCCGAUCUGCCAGAUAGGCUCUUAAAACCUUCUGAAAAGGGUUGGCAAGGUCGGCAGAGAGUUGGGGUUUUUGCCGCAGCUAGCCCGAUGAUUUGCCGGCCGUCUUUUUUCAGUCGGCGUUGAGGCAUUUUUUCAGGCUAUCAACCGACUUAACGACGUGGAUGGGCCACUCGCUUGUGCCGAGGGUAAUUAGAUUGCAGAAACUGCAUCUUUUUACGUACGGGCAAGCUCCGGCCCACGGUACGACGGGGUAUGCGCAGACCGGUCGAGUCGCAGCGCCAGCCACACUUUGCCUCCUCACCAUGCUCUCUCUCAGCCAGUCCGCCAUUAUACUCAGUCGGUGCAGUCGAUUUAUUUUUUAAUUUUCUCUUGAAAUAUGGUAAAAUUAGUCGUUGUGGUAUUUCUGGACGAGCAAAAUGCUGUUGACGUCAUCUCUUCAACAUGGAUUUUGCCAUCAUUAAGCGAAGGUCAAAAUAAUCAAGAACAAUUGUGCAGAUAUCCACCAGCAAAAGUGAGGGGGGAGAAAUUAGCAAAAUUGUUGACAAACCAUAGUGCCCCUUCUUCCGAUUGGUUAAUUUGCUCCUGCAGGGUGUUGGGUGAAUAUGAAAUCUUUCUACAGGCCAGAGAGGCAUCCAUAAGGGCUGAAGAGACUUCAAAUCUUGAACCGUCAGUCAUCGAUGCAGCGGACAGUCGACGUCAACGACAGAAAAAAACUAGUGAAGGAAAAGCAGAAAAUUAAAACGCGGAAGCCGUUAGUUAAGUAUCCCACACCAAACAGUUCCAGUGAUGAGUCAGGAACAUUUGAAAGUAACCAAGUGACCUCGCCAAUUUCAAGUUCAUCAAAAUCCCAGUUCCAAUUAGUUGCAGUCAAUAAUAAUGAGAAUCCAGAGAAAACAUGUGACCGUCAAGAGAAUAGCCAAGUCGAAGAAUAUUUUGUAGAGGAUAACGUGCUGCGACGACUGGAAUCAACAACAACCCACAACCCGGAUAUUGCUGGAAUUGAAAGUGGUGAAACAAAAACAAUUACUCACCUGCUAACUGAGUUCCAAGAAGAAAAUAGGAGUAUGAUUCCAACAAAUUGUUAUUGAGAAGCUUAUUCUAAUCAGUAACAAAGUAAAGUUGAGCAGCCUAGGAACAACUCAACGCAAAACAGCCGCGACUUUGGUGGGUGCGCCGGCGCUGCCUCUUAAUAACAAGGAGGAUCUUGCCUUGCUCAACAACUGGCUAGUCAACGACCAGAAUAAGGAAUCGAUGGUUGAAUCCCUUAGCCUACACGGUGGUCACAAUAUAUCAGCAGUCACGUCAAGUAUUUUGAGAGAAAUUUUUACCAAAAAAUUUGCAGAGGAGGUAAGCUUCACUGGAAAGGGAUCCAAAGCUGUUUGUGGCAUCAAAAACUCGGAUAUAUACAAAGUUAUUAUUAGAUCGGUUAGAGCUAACGAGGGAUUCGAAACAUCGACAGAUUCUAAGAUCAAGCAGGCGAUUAUUAAUUGGUUGAAAAACGCAUCUGAUAGAGACGGCGGCAGGGAAAUUCGUCGCCAGCGCAAUCUCACAAUAUGAACUCAAAAUCAUCCAGGACGGAAAGACGGCGACGACUGAAUGAAGCCACCAAACUAAUUGAGUUAAUAAGAUCUCGUCCGUUAAAAAUAGGUCCGACUCCAAAAGUAUUGUUAGGUAACGCUAAUGUAGAUAUACUAGUAGAUGAAGAUUCAAACAUAGCUGAAGAUGUACAAAUUGAAAUUAUUGAUAAUAGUGAAAUAGAAAGGCACCGUAGAAAUCCACCAAGCUUAUCUUUACCAGAUAGUCUUCGAGUGUGGGCAACAACCCACAAUGUUACUCACACAUCUGUAAGAGAUCUGAUUAGUAUUUUAAAUCCUCAUGUAAAUAACAUUUUGCCUUUAGAUCCACGAACUUUAAUGAAAACACCUCGUAGUAUUAAAGUAGAAAAAAUUGGGGGUGGAGAGUUCGUUUAUUUUGGUAUUCGAGGUGGAAUUACUAGACUUCUAAAUCAAGAUUUGACUUAUUGUAACUUUCCAAUCGUAGCUAAAAUGCAGGCAGAUACUAGGAGGCGGAUUUUGUCGAUUUCCGUUGGAAUUGAUGGAGUUCCGAUCAGCAAUAGUAGUACUAAAUCAUUUUGGCCAAUAUUAGGUAUAUUAAAUCAAGCAAAAAUGUCUCCUCCUUUCAUUAUAGGUAUAUUUUGCGGUAUGUCAAAACCUACCGAUACAAUAUUUUUAAAGAAAUUUGUUGACGAAGCAUUAGUUAGAAAAUUUUGGUAUAAGUUUUGGUUCGGUCACAUAUGAUUUCAAAAUUUCUUGUUUGAUUUUAGAUGCGCCUGCACGCUCUUUUGUUAAAGGUUGCAAACAACACAAUAGUUACAAUUCUUGUGAGCGUUGUGUGCAAGAAGGCGAAUGGCUUGGAAGGGUUAUACUUAGGGGAUUAAAUUGUGAAAAUAGGACCGAUGAAGGUUUUCGAAGUCAAGUGGACCCAGAUCACCAUACUCAUAAUACUGAGCUUUCUAGACUGUCUGUAGGAUUAAUUUCUCAAGUUGUCCUCGAUCACAUGCACCUUGUUUUUUUGGGCGUUACAAGAAAAUUACUUUCCAAAUGGGUCAAAGGUAAACUACCACACAGAUUAAGUUCUUUCGUUGUCUUAAAAUGUUCACGGAAUUUACUUCAACUUAGACCUUUCAUACCAAAAAGUUUUCAACGUAAACCUAGAGCGUUGGCCGAGUUAGCCCAUUUUAAGGCUACAGAAUUUAGAUUAUUUUUGUUAUAUACUGGAAUUGCUGUUUUAGGAAAAAUUCUCCCUGCCGAUAAAUUUAAAAACUUUUUAAAACUUCAAGCAGCAAUGUUUAUAUUAUUAUCACCAAGUGCAAAUACAAAAUCUUGGAAUGACAUAGCUAGAGCGUUGUUGAUCCAAUUUGUACAAGAGGCGGGGAUUAUUUAUGGCCUAGAAUUUAUAAUUUAUAAUGUGCAUUCUUUAAUUCACAUUUGUGAUGAUGCAAUGAAUUAUGGAAAUUUAUCUAAUGUUAGUGCAUUUCCGUUUGAAAACUUUAUGCAGAAACUAAAGCGAAUGUUACAUUCUAAAAAUUUUCAUUUAAAUCAUGUAGCGAAACGUGUAUCGGAAUUAGAAUCAAUUUUAGUUGAUAAUAGAUUGAACGUCACUUAGCGAGAUGUUAUUAGAUUUACUAAUUAUAAGUAUGAUAAUUGUUUUUGUUUAAAUGAUGGGAAGUGUGUUUUGUUGAAACAGCUAAUUGAUUCAAAAUCUGGUAUGUUCUAUAUGGUUGACAAAGUUUGUAAAUUUCCCGAUUAUCCCUUUAAUAGCUUAUUUAUCAAUAUUUUCAUAGCUAAAGUGUCAGUAGUAAUUAUAAAAGUAGAUAUAAUUGAUAUUCGUAACAAAUGUAUACUAUUACCUAAUAAAAAUAUGUACUUAUGUUUACCUCUUCUGCACACUAUGCAAUAAAUAAUUGAGUUUA